Messenger RNA from Lasiosphaeria miniovina, 2262 nucleotides. RefSeq names its product putative phenylalanine protein. The record is from RefSeq and is a predicted model, not a curated record. NCBI's taxonomy places the organism in Eukaryota, Fungi, Ascomycota, Sordariomycetes, Sordariales, Lasiosphaeriaceae. Bases 1 to 2262 code for a protein of 753 amino acids. The transcript is spliced from 2 exons. Gene Ontology annotation, molecular function: ammonia-lyase activity. Gene Ontology annotation, biological process: L-phenylalanine catabolic process. Gene Ontology annotation, cellular component: cytoplasm.
AUGAUGCAAUCAGCAACCGCCGGCAGUGUUCGUGCUCCACACGCGGCAGCUGCACGGGCAGAAUGGGCGCGGCUGCAGAAGACGCUUGCAGCACAAGACGCCGUCUCGAUUACAGGAAGUGAUUUGUCGAUCGCUGACGUCGUUGCCGUUUCCUUGCACGGGGCAACACCCAAACUCACCAACGAUGCAACCAUCCUCCAGAAUGUCGCCGAUAGCGUCGAUUGGCUCAAGCGCCAGCUUGACGACCGUCAGGUCAUCUACGGCGUCAAUACCGGCUUCGGCGGCAGCGCAGACACCCGCACCGCAGACUUUGAACGCCUCCAGAGCGCUGCUGUCCAGCACCUCAAUGUUGGAAUCCUGCUGCAGAGCGACAAGCGCAGCAAGGGCCGGGAAGAUGGGCGGCCAGACCCUCGCAGACGGUCCAAUGAGUUGCUUCGAAGUCACGCCCUGCCCGGCCCCAUUGUGCGAGCCGCUAUGCUCAUCCGCUGCAACUCGCUCUUGCGCGGCCACUCGGGUGUGCGCAUCAGUGUCAUACAGUCAAUCAUGCAGCUCUUGGCCCGGGACAUGACACCCGUGGUGCCGCUGAGGGGGAGCAUCUCUGCCUCGGGUGACUUGUCUACCCUGUCGUAUGUGGCAGGUGCUAUCGAGGGAAACCCGGACAUUUUCGUCAAAUUUCGCGGCGAGCAGGCUAAGAGCAUGACUCUCCCAGCUAACGAAACACUGAAGCUGGCCGGCCUGGAGCCCGUCCGUCUGCAGGCCAAAGAAGGCCUCGGGAUCACCAAUGGAACGGCCCCAAGCUGCGCGGCAGCGGCCAUUGUCAUGCACCAGGCAAACCAGCUCGCCAUUCUGGUGCAGCUCCUCACGGCAAUGGGCACUGAAGCGCUCGCUGGUACCGCCCACAAUUACCACCCGUUCAUCUCGUCGGUGCGACCACACGAUGGCCAGACCGAGGCCGCAGCGAACAUUUUGAGUUUUCUUGCCGGGUCCAAGAUCUCGCCAGAUCGCGAGCCCGAGCGUGUCGGGCUGGCCCAAGACCGCUACGCUCUUAGGACGGCGCCGCAGUGGAUUGGCCCCCAGCUCGAGGAUCUGGCGUUAGCGACGCGCCAGGUGUCGACGGAGCUCAACUCGACGACGGACAACCCCCUGAUCGACGCAGCCACGGGCCAAGUUCACCACGGCGGCAACUUCCAGGCCAUGGCCAUUACGUCGGCCAUGGAGAAGACCAUGACGGCACUGCAGAACCUGGGCCGGCUGAUUUUCGCCCAGAGCUCCGAGCUCAUCAACAACCAGACUAACAAGGGCCUGCCGCCCAACCUGAGUGCCGAUGACCCUAGCGACUCGUUCACCUUCAAGGGCUUCGACGUUAAUAUGGCGGCCUACAUGUCUGAGCUGGCAUAUCUAGCUCACCCCAUGAGCACCCACGUCCAGGUCGCCGAGAUGACCAAUCAGUCGGUCAACUCGAUGGCGCUCGCCACGGCGCGCUACGCCCUCGAGGCCCUGGAGGUCCUUUCGCUCAUGGCGGCGACAUACAUCUACACGCUGUGCCAGGCGCUCGACCUGCGGUGCAUGCAGCUCGAGUUCCGCGCGCGCGUGCGAGAGCCGCUCCUCGAGACAGCGCGCACCUGGCUUGAUCCCGAAAGUCGCCAGAUUGGCAACGCCGAUUACAACUUCGACGCGUUCGACGAGCGCGUGGGGAACCAAGCCAUCGACUCCAUACUGCAGCGCUGGGACCAGCUGUCGCAUCUCGACCUGGCCGAGCGGUGCGGGGCCGCGGUCAAUGACUCCUUCGGCGCCAUUCUUCUGAAACUUAUAAACUGGGGAACGGGCGAGGAAAGCAUUAGCCACAAAUUCAUAGGAAAGUUCAUGGAACGGGCGUCGUCAAUUUUGUUCAGCGAAUUCUUGGAAAUACGUGCGCAUUUCCUCGAUCAAGACGCGCCAGACACCACCACGCACCGCUAUAUCAGCCCCGCCUCACGCGUCGUCUACGAUUUCGUCCGCCGCGACCUCGCCGUGCCACUCAACCGCGGCGUCGACGACCAUCCGCCGCUACUACUACGCAGGGCUCAGAACGAGAUGCUAUUCAAGAAUGCCGCGGCCGCGGCCGGGGUGAAUUAUGCCGGUCCGGAUCAGCACCAGCAGCGCCUUGCGUCCCACGGCCGCAUCCUCGGCUCUAUGGCCGGCGAUAUCUACGAGGCGCUGCGCGCGGGCGAGCUGCAUGCGCGCGUCAUGGCAUUUGCCGAGACGGCGGGGAUGUGGCAUUGA